AUGGCUCUCGUCUCUGGACCCGGCCGAGCAGGUUCUGCUGCUCUGCCAGAAGAACUUCAGCUCGCGAUUGAACCCCAUGUGAAAUAUAUACAGAGUCUCGACUCCCGCAAAGAUGAGCUCGAAUAUUGGCACACAGAACACCUACGAUUAAACGGACUCUACUGGGGACUCACCGCACUUCAUUUACUCGGUCGACCUGAUGCGCUGCCAAGACGAGAAACAAUCGAUUUUGUCUUAAGCUGCCAACAUAACAAUGGUGGAUUUGGAGCUGCCCCAGGCCAUGAUGCACAUUUGCUGUACACAGUCAGUGCCGUACAGACAUUAGUGAUGGUAGAUGCGGUUGAAGAUCUGGAGAAGAAUCUGGAUGGCAAUGGAAAGGAUUUAGUUGGGAAAUACCUCGCGGACCUACAAAAUAGGAAUACGGGAACCUUUGCAGGGGACGAGUGGGGCGAGGAAGAUACUAGGUUUCUCUACGCAGCGCUGAAUGCUCUUUCACUGCUUCACUUUUUACCCCUGGUAGAUGUUGAUAACGCAGUCAACUACAUUGUUUCGUGUGCGAAUUUCGAUGGGGGUUAUGGAGUUAGUCCUGGGGCUGAAUCACAUUCGGGACAAAUCUUUGCGUGUUUGGGUGCAUUGUCAAUUGCGAAGCGGAUAGACGUGGUCAACAUCGAUAAGCUGGGUAGAUGGCUGAGUGAGAGGCAAGUAGAGUGCGGUGGAUUGAAUGGCAGACCUGAGAAAAAAGAGGACGUAUGUUACAGCUGGUGGGUCGCGACGAGUCUCGCUAUGAUCGGAAGGCUACAUUGGAUCGAUGGAGAUAAGCUCGCCAAUUUCAUUCUGAAGUGUCAGGAUACAGAGGAAGGUGGAUUUGCUGAUAGACCGGGUGAUAUGGUCGAUGUUUUCCAUACCUGCUUUGGUGUGGCCGGCUUGUCUCUUCUAGGUUUUCCUGGUGUCGAAGAGGUUGAUCCCAUCUAUUGUAUGCCGAAGAGAAUUACUGAGCGAGCUCUAGGGUAG
This is a messenger RNA of Sclerotinia borealis F-4128, 1011 nucleotides long. The record is from the annotation of a GenBank genome assembly. NCBI's taxonomy places the organism in Eukaryota, Fungi, Ascomycota, Leotiomycetes, Helotiales, Sclerotiniaceae.